Molecule: messenger RNA, 1074 nt
Organism: Nycticebus coucang (slow loris)
Lineage: Eukaryota; Metazoa; Chordata; Mammalia; Primates; Lorisidae
Gene: GNMT
Product: glycine N-methyltransferase
Exons: 6
Coding region: 27-914 (295 amino acids)
Biological process (GO): protein homotetramerization; S-adenosylmethionine metabolic process; one-carbon metabolic process
Cellular component (GO): cytosol
Molecular function (GO): identical protein binding; glycine binding; glycine N-methyltransferase activity
Source: RefSeq, a predicted model, not a curated record
GUCUGCGGAGCCCGGCGAGGCUCAGGAUGGUGGACAGCGUGUACCGGACCCGCUCCCUAGGGGUGGCAGCCGAAGGGCUCCCGGACCAGUAUGCGGACGGGGAGGCGGCGCGCGUGUGGCAGCUCUACAUCGGGGACACCCGCGGCCGCACCGCCGAGUACAAGGCAUGGCUGCUCGGGCUGCUGCGCCAGCACGGCUGCCAGCGGGUGCUCGACGUGGCCUGUGGCACCGGGGUGGACUCCAUCAUGCUGGUGGAAGAGGGCUUCAGCGUGACGAGUGUGGAUGCCAGUGACAAGAUGCUGAAGUAUGCACUUAAAGAGCGCUGGAACCGGCGGCGCGAGCCAGCCUUUGACAAGUGGGUCAUAGAAGAAGCCAAUUGGAUGACUCUGAACAAAGAUGUGCCCUUGCCAGCAGGGGGUGGCUUUGAUGCUGUCAUCUGCCUUGGAAACAGUUUUGCCCACUUGCCAGACUGCAAAGGGGACCAGAGUGAACACCAGCUAGCAUUGAAGAACAUUGCAAGCAUGGUGCGGUCGGGGGGCCUGCUGGUCAUUGAUCAUCGCAAUUAUGACCACAUCCUCGGCACAGGCUGUGCACCCCCAGGGAAGAACAUCUACUACAAGAGUGACUUGACCAAGGACAUCACAACAUCAGUGCUGACAGUGAACAACAAAGCCCACAUGGUAACCCUGGACUACACAGUGCAGGUGCCAGGGGCUGGCCAGGAUGGUUCUUCUGGCUUGAGUAAGUUUCGGCUCUCCUAUUACCCGCACCGCUUGGCAUCCUUCACAGAGUUGCUGCAAGCAGCCUUCGGGGGCAAGUGCCAGCACAGCAUCCUGGGUGACUUCAAGCCUUACAAGCCGGGUCAGGCCUACAUUCCCUGCUACUUUAUCCAUGUGCUCAAGAGGACAGACUGAAUGUAGCCUCAGUUCCCAUGACCCUCUGUACCCAAGCACUUCCAGAUCUGUCUGGGAGAUGGGAACCAGCAGCUUCUAGAGCAGACCACGGCUGGGGCACAGGGAUGUGGGUUCAGGUGAACAGAAGGGCAAACAAUAUAGUCUGUGCCUUUUUCAGUUC